UAACAAGCUUUCUCUGACAGUCCACACGGUAACUGGACAGUUUACAAAUCAAGAUGGCAGGUCUGUCUUUAUACUUUGAAGAUGGUCAUGAUGAUUUGGAUGACUUCGGGUUUGAUGACUAUGGUUCAGAGUGCGACGGGAUUCGGAUCACUGCCUUUCUUGAUGCAGGGCAGGACAACCUCACUCCCUUAGGACGGCUUGAGAAAUAUGCCUUCAGUGAGAAUGUCUUCAACAGGCAGAUUGUGGCACGUGGGCUGUUGGACGUGCUACGAGAGUUCAGCGACAACGAGAACGACUUUGUCGCUGUCAUGGAAACCGUUGCCAGAAUGUCAGAGGAUGGUGAGCCCACAGUCCGUGCUGAACUGAUGGAGCAGGUGCCCAACAUCGCCAUGUUUCUGCACGAGAGCCGCCCCAACUUCCCAGCAGCCUUCUCCCGAUACCUGGUGCCCAUUGUUGUACGGUACCUUACUGACCCAAACAACCAGGUGCGGAAGACCAGCCAGGCCGCCCUGCUGGUGCUGCUGGAGCAAGGCCUCAUCUCCAAGAGUGACAUGGAGAGCAAAGUCUGCCCUGUGCUGCUGGACCUGACCGAGCCCAGCAGCGACGACGACUACAAGAUAGAGGCAGUAGCGAUCAUGUGUAAGCUGGUGACCAUGCUGAGCAGGGACACUGUGGAGAACCUGCUGCUCCUGAGAUUCUGUGAGCUGUGCAGCGAUGCCAGGCUCUUCCAAGUCCGAAAGGUGUGUGCUGCCAAUUUUGGGGAGUUCUGUUCCAUCGUGGGCCAGGAGGCCACAGAGAAGCUACUGAUGACGAAGUUCUUCGACCUGUGCUCGGACAGUCUGUGGGGGAUUCGCAAGGCCUGUGCUGAGUGCUUUAUGAUUGUCUCGAACUCCACGUCCCCGGAGGUGCGGCGGACAAAGCUGUCCCCCCUCUUCAUCAGCCUUAUCAGUGACCAGUCCCGCUGGGUGCGACAGGCUGCCUUUCAGUCUCUGGGCCGCUUCAUCUCCACUUUCGCCAAUCCCUCCAGCAUGGGCCUGCACUUCAGAGAGGAUGGGACCCUGCGAGACAUCGCCAAGUCUCCCCCUGAAAAGUGUGAGCCACCAGGUGGCAGUGAGUUAGCCAAGACCUGCACUGAGGCGGGGAGCUGCCAGAGAGAGACACCAGCACAAACACCCCCUGAGGCAGACAACAGCUCCGCUCCAGUUCCAGACUCAGUUUCAGAAAGCAGUGAGCGCUCUCAAGGACCUGGUCCUGACCCUGCAGACUACAAAGGAGCGAUCUGUGCGGGACAGGAGCAAACCUGUGCUGCGAUCACACAGGGGGGGAAGGGAGGACCCCAAAAAAGCGAAGACACAUACAACUCCUUUCAUUAUUGGAGGCCUCCGCUGCCAGACAUCACCCAGGACCUGGAGCUUUUGCAGAGAGAGGAGGAAGAACAGGAGGUGCCCAGCCUGGGUUCCCAAGGGCCUGCAACCAGCUCCCAAAUCCAGAAGGUGCUAGACUGCCUGCAGCCCCACCUGGAUGACCCAGAUGUGCAAGCUCAAGUCCAGGUGCUGUCUGCUGCGCUGAAGGCAGCCCAGCUGGAGAAUCAGUCUGAGGAGGGGGAGCAGGAGGAGGCCGCAGCAGACAGCAACGGGGCCACGGUGGUGCCAGCCCCCGAUUCUUCGCCUCCGCCCGCGAGCCCGGCCUUCGAACCUGAUCCCGCGGAGAGCUAUAUUCUGGAAAAGGCGGACCCCCCUGCAUCUCCACAGUCACCUCCCAGCUCUCCCCUUUCUCCUGAGGAGUCUGAACUAAGCCAUGAGGAAUCUGCUGAGUUAAUUGAGAGUGUGGAAGAAGGGAAGGACUCUGCCCCCAACCAGCAAUGUGAGGAGGAGAAAUCCAAGGUCCAGAACGUGAUCCCCCAGCAGCUGCUCGAUCAGUACUUGUCAAUGACCGAUCCAGCUCGAGCUCAAACUGUGGACACGGAAAUCACCAAGCACUGUGCCUUCAGCCUGCCUGGAGUGGCUCUCACGCUGGGCCGGCAGAACUGGCAUUGUCUCAAAGACACCUACGAGACACUCGCCACUGACGUGCAGUGGAAAGUACGCAGGACAUUGGCGUUUUCCAUACACGAGCUGGCAGUGAUCCUAGGAGACCAGCUCACAGCGGCAGAUUUGGUUCCUAUCUUCAACGGCUUCUUGAAGGACCUGGAUGAGGUGCGCAUCGGUGUCCUCAAACACCUCUACGACUUCCUCAAGCUGCUUCACGCAGAUAAACGGCGGGAGUACCUUUACCAGCUGCAGGAGUUCAUGGUGACAGACAACAGCAGAAACUGGAGGUUUCGAUACGAGCUCGCAGAGCAGCUGAUCCUGAUCAUAGAGUUGUACAGCCACUAUGACGUGUAUGACUACCUCAGACAGAUAGCACUUACACUCUGUUCUGACAAAGUGUCUGAGGUCAGGUGGAUCUCCUACAAAUUGGUGGUGGAGAUCCUGCAGAAGAUGUACGCUAGUGGAGCCCAGGAUCUGGGCCUCAACUUCAUCAAUGAGCUCAUCGUCCGAUUUUGCCACUGCCCCAAGUGGGUUGGGCGCCAGGCGUUCGCUUUCAUCUGCCAGGCGAUAGUGGAAGAAGACUGCAUGCCCAUGGACCAGUUUGCUCAGCACUUGCUACCCAGCCUGCUGAGCCUGUCUUCUGACCCUGUCGCCAACGUGCGUGUGCUGGUAGCCAAGGCACUGCGGCAGAGCAUAUUGGAAAAAGCAUACUUCAAAGACCCUGGCUGUGCUUACUCAGAUGAGCUGGAGGAGACAGUCAUGGCUCUGCAGGCUGACAAAGACCGGGACGUGCGCUUUUUUGCCAGUUUGAACCCCACCAGAUGUGUUAUCGACACGGCAGCCUUAAUCUAACUCUAACAGCCCCUGUACUGCAACAAUCACCAGCACCAAUCCAGUGAUGCAUGCACACACAGAUACACGCAUACACACAGGUGCACUCACACACACACACACAAAAUUUGUAUCUUCUCACCUCUUGGACUCAACUGAUCAGGGAACAGAGAAUAGGAGUUAGGAGUCACUCACUGCGUGAGUCACUCACAGGGCAGAACAUCUUAUGGGGUAAGGAACACAAGAAGACCACAUCUCCACACUUCUGUAGUAUCUUAUGACUCAGAUUCUGUAAAUGCAGACUUGUUGUAUGAUGCAACAAGCUGGCUCUCCAAAGGUUAUUGUACAGUUGAUAUAAAUAUUAGAUUUUUUUCCCUCCCUUGAAUUUCUUUAAAAAGGAGAAGAAAAAAUGGCUUGGAGGUAUGCACUAACUCAGGGGGACUGAUCUGAACAAUAGAUGCUAACAUGCCUGAAAAUGGCACUGAUCCCAGGUGAUAUUCCAGCUGACACUGUUUGUCUGUGUCCCAGCACACAGACCCUGUAGCCACCCUAUGUCACCAGAAAGUCCUCAGGUUCCUGUAAGCUCAUCUGGACCCAUCUCACAGCCUGCCUCUCCUUGGCUUCAUAAGGCCUCGAUAACCACUACUGCUUGAGAGACGCCUUUCCCACCCUCUGUUUUUAGAAAUCAUAUCAGAAAGACUUUUUAAAAGCUAAUGAAUGAGCCGUGGCUCCCCUCACCACAUUCACCAGUUUUGCAACGCCCAUCCCCUUUACUGGUGCAGAUUAGAUAAAAAAAAAAUACCUCGACCUGGAUGGGUAUAUUUUGUGCUGGUGCAGGGAGUCUCAACUGGAUUAAUUUGUUUACAAGGAGUAGCGAAUGUGACCUUUUGUAGUGCUGUCAUCACCUAAGGGCUGAUGGUGAAGUGCUGCAGUCUGACCCAAAAGAGGGAAUAGAAAGAAAGCACAGUUGGGCAUCAGUGCAGCUUCAUCGUCGUAAAAGCAAGAGACCAGGAGCCAGUCUCAACUGCUCUCACAUUGCUGACCGGAACAAGCGAUUUCCCAGCGCCUUUGGUCUGCGUUGGACUGGGGCCGAUGCGAAAUGACCAUGAACGAAGGAGACUGUUGCUUUGUUUGUGUGUGCGCGGAACCAACAUGGGAGGUGGGGCUCCUUCUGGUUUACAGCGGGUCCACAAGGCAGAGAGUCCAGAGUGUGAGGUAGUGAUGUUCAUUCUACCUCUGAACGGAACCUCUGCAUGGCAGUGCAGGAGUACUGCCCGCUGAAGCCACCGCGGUUUCCAGAGGCACCAAGGCCAGUCAGUAGAUCAACCGAGGAGAUGCAAGUGUGCAAAUUAUGGGAGCUGUCACCAAGUCACUUUUUUUCCUCUUUAAGUGUUGUUCCCCCCCCCCCCCACUUUGUUUCCUUGUAAAAAAAAAAGGCAGAUUGUUUGUCAGUAGAAAUGACCAGAGAAAUGAAGCUGAUGACAGUGGUUUUUUUGUCUCAAGUUUGUCCUCCCUUAUGCUCUCCUCCAGUGGGGGUGUUCACAGCACUGAGGGGGCAACUCAACUCUUCUGUCUGUGCAAUUUGUGCCCGUCUCAUUUUUUAAUG
This is a messenger RNA of Megalops cyprinoides (Indo-Pacific tarpon), 4467 nucleotides long. It is a transcript of the gene ppp4r1l, whose product is annotated as protein phosphatase 4, regulatory subunit 1-like. The transcript is spliced from 20 exons. NCBI's taxonomy places the organism in Eukaryota, Metazoa, Chordata, Actinopteri, Elopiformes, Megalopidae. Bases 54 to 2882 code for a protein of 942 amino acids. Gene Ontology annotation, biological process: protein dephosphorylation. Gene Ontology annotation, molecular function: protein phosphatase regulator activity; protein binding. The record is from RefSeq and is a predicted model, not a curated record.